This is a messenger RNA of Strongylocentrotus purpuratus (purple sea urchin), 5335 nucleotides long. It is a transcript of the gene cct7, whose product is annotated as T-complex protein 1 subunit eta. The transcript has 11 exons. The coding region runs from base 73 to 1713 and encodes 546 amino acids. Gene Ontology annotation, biological process: protein folding. Gene Ontology annotation, cellular component: chaperonin-containing T-complex. The record is from RefSeq and is a predicted model, not a curated record. Gene Ontology annotation, molecular function: ATP hydrolysis activity; ATP-dependent protein folding chaperone; ATP binding. Lineage: Eukaryota; Metazoa; Echinodermata; Echinoidea; Camarodonta; Strongylocentrotidae.
CUGGCGAAAUUUAUCGUCCAUGGCAACAAUUGCAUCGCAUCUCGAAGAUUCUAUAGAUCCAUAUCCACCAAGAUGAUGCAACCACAGAUAAUCGUGUUGAAGGAAGGGACGGAGGCUUCCCAGGGAAGAUCACAAGUGGUAAGCAACAUCAAUGCUUGCCAGGUUGUAGCUGAUGCCGUCCGUACCACCCUGGGCCCAAGGGGUAUGGACAAGCUCAUCGUUGAGGGAAACGGCCGGGUAACAAUAUCCAAUGAUGGAGCCACAAUAGUCAAACUGCUUGACAUCGUUCAUCCAGCUGCCAAGACCUUAGUAGAAAUCUCCAAGUCACAAGAUGCAGAGGUCGGUGAUGGAACUACCACAGUGACCCUGCUAGCAGCUGAAUUCCUGAAGCAGGUGAAGACCUUUGUAGAAGACGAUGUCCACCCUCAGGUGAUCAUCAGGGCCUACAGGAAGGCCACUCAACUAGCUAUGGACAAGAUCAAGGAGAUAGCAGUCAGAGUACCCAAGGAAGAUGUAGAAGAGCACAGGAGUCUCCUCAGGAAGUGCGCUGCCACAACCCUUAGUUCCAAACUGGUCGCUAGCCAGAAAGAUUUCUUUGCUAACAUGGUGGUGGAAGCGGUCAGCUGUCUGGAUGACCUACUGCCCAUGGACAUGAUCGGUAUCAAGAAGAUCCAGGGUGGAUCACUAGAGGAUUCCAUACUGGUAGCAGGUGUAGCCUUCAAGAAGACGUUCUCCUAUGCAGGGUUUGAGAUGCAACGCAAGAAGUAUGCCUUACCCAAGAUUGCCCUCCUCAACGUCGAGUUGGAGCUCAAGUCAGAGAAGGAGAAUGCUGAAAUCAGGGUAGAGAGUGUUGACGAUUACCAAGCAAUUGUAGAUGCUGAAUGGACCAUCUUGUACAACAAACUUGAGAAGAUCCAUCUGAGUGGCGCUAAGGUAGUCCUCUCCAAGCUUCCCAUUGGUGAUGUAGCCACUCAGUACUUUGCUGAUAGGGACAUGUUCUGUGCUGGUCGAGUGGUAGAUAAUGAUCUCAAGCGUACCAUGCAGGCCUGUGGAGGCGCCAUCCAAACAUCUGUACAAAGCCUGACGGAUGAUGUCCUAGGAACGUGCGAGCAGUUCGAGGAGAAUCAAGUUGGUGGGGAAAGGUUUAACUUCUUCACAGGCUGCCCCAAGGCCAAGACAUGUACUCUGAUCCUCCGUGGUGGAGCUGAGCAGUUCAUUGAAGAGACGGAGCGUUCCCUUCAUGAUGCCAUCAUGAUCGUUAGGAGAGCUAUCAAGAAUGAUUCAGUAGUUGCAGGUGGAGGUGCCAUCGAGAUGGAGCUUAGCAAGUACUUGAGGGAUCAUUCCCGAACCAUCGCCGGCAAGCAGCAGAUUCUCAUUGGUGCAUACGCUAAAGCAUUGGAGAUCAUUCCUAGACAGCUCUGUGAUAAUGCAGGCUUCGAUGCUACCAAUGUACUUAACAAGCUCCGUCAGAAGCACGCACAAGCAGGUGGUACGUGGUACGGAGUGGACAUCUACAACGAGGAUGUAGCCGACAACUUUGAGGCCUGCGUGUGGGAGCCCUCUAUAGUCAAGAUCAAUGCAUUGACGGCGGCUUCGGAGGCUGCCUGUCUUAUUCUCUCCGUAGACGAGACCAUCAAGAACCCUAAGUCAUCCGCACCCUCGGACGACAGACCAUACAAACCUAUGGGUAGAGGCAGAGGUCGACCACGCUAGUGUAUGGUAGACCUUAGAAAAUUGUUCAGUUUUUUUGUUGUCAGUAAAUAUAGCGAUCGAUGUUGAGUUUUUCACAAGCAAGCAAUUUUUGAUGUACGGCAUUGUUUAUGUACAAGCAUGAUUGGUGUUUGUCAUGUAACUUAAAUGGAGGAAAUGGUCCAAAGUAGAACAUCUUAUGAUAAUAAUAUUAAUGAAUACUCAGGGAGGGGAGCAUGUGCACUAUGAGUCCAAUGACUGGGUUAAUAAUAAUUCUAAAGUAAAGCACUAACAAACGUGACAUUAUGUGCUAUACAAUUGUGACUAUUAUUGUUGUUGAAGUUUCUUAUAAAGCACUUUACUAGUUCACUAACCAAUGCGCUUACAGUAUUAUUAUUACCCAUUCAAUGGAUUUAAUUACAAUUCUGUACUAAACAGUGCACACACUCUCCACUCCAUCAGGGAGCAUUCCAGCCAUUCACCUUCAUACAUGGGCAUUUAGUUCCUUUAGUUAAUUGAAUAUCCACUUUUCACAUGAUGCAUUUUGAGAUGCAAUUUCAUAGCCUCUCUUACUUCCACUGUUUUAAUGGUUGCAUAAAUCAGUUGGUUUAACAACAGUAAAAAUACCAUUAGGUUUGAUUCCGAAAGAGCUUGAUGAUGAAGAACUUUGCUGUUAAUGCACUCUUACAAUGUUAUGUCUAAUCCUGAAGUAGUUUGGAAUGCAACUACAAAGAUAUAGAAAUCUCUGAUAAAUUUGUAUCUAAAUGCAUAGAUCUAAUCAUUACACAAUUCAUUUUGUGUAAGUUAUGUGAGUCUGCUGUGUCACACACUGCUCAAAGGGUGCUAAAUGUUCGAAAAAUAGUGAAUCAAUGGGUAACCCUCAGAAUCCAGUAGAAUUAAUCCAUUUCACCCAAUUUGAAUAUCAAAUAAUAUUGAGAGGAAGAACAGAGGGUAUUUGAGCAAAAUAUGAUAUAAAUGGGUUAAUGUUCAAUAUAUGUAUGUUUGCAGAAAGUACAAGUGUCACAUGUAUUUUGUUUUAAGUGGUCCCUUUUCUACACAUGGUGUUCUUUCAUAAAAACCAUGGGGGAGAUCCCUUUUCUCAUUUGUUACUGUAGCAACAAAUUUCUCUGUUUGUGGUUAAACAAACAUGAAUGUGGGAAAGCUGUAUAUCAAGUUUGACCAACUUGCGUUGCUUCAAAACCUCAUAAAGGUCUGUCUUCGUGAGGCCUCUAAUCCACAUGGGACUAUGUAAAGAUGACACGCCUGAAAUAUGAUACCGUCUUUCCGAGAAGCCUACUCAAUGGAAAAGUUUCAGGAUUGUCGGGGCAGGGUAGUCAGCCCAUAGACUUGGGCCUCCCGAAAAGAUUGAAAUAUGGUUUCCUGACUAUCGAGAAACGCACCUGAGCCAAGAACUUGAUAUUGUUUACUUCAUCUCUUUGUGAAUCGUCUCAGAUUCAUCCUGACCAGAUAUUGUCUCAACUGUCAGCGUUGAUUUGCGUGAGUGGGACGGGGGAAGUGACAACCAUUCCGAAUCAUUGGGAGUCAACUCCCGAGGGUGAAUGUAUGAGAGCUCGGCGUUUCAUUCCGAUAAAAGAGCGACAACAUUCAGUGAAGCAAUAAACAUGUUUGUUUUGCAAUGAAGUUCAACAUUCAUAUUAAUGCUGAAUCGUUUCCUACAAGUUAUAUUAAAACAUAGUUGAAGCUUUCCAUGUUUAAGAUUCAAUUCAAAUUGUUUACUUAAUGUUUUUGCUGAACAUAAAUCUUGAUGGAACCUUACAAGUUGAAAUUACAAGAGGUACUGCAGCAAGUGUUAAUGUGACAAAUCAGUUGCUAUUACAUGUACCUUAAAAAGGUAAUGGUGUGAUUGCUAAAAAGCAAUUGAUAAUUAUAACCUGAAAGGUUGCACUUUUACAUUGAAAUUUUACCACAUUUUAUAUUUUCAAGUAAUAGAAGGGAAAAAUUGUUAAUGUAAGGAUGACACAGCAAAAUACUGACACCCCUCUCGCCCACUUUGGUCUUUUGGGAGCUCUUCUUGUUUGUUUAGCUGGGAAUGGAACUCUGGUACAGGGAGAUAUGCUGUUAAUACUUGAUUAGUGUAAGAUUAACAUCACUUGCCCUUUCAAUAAAUUGAUCUUUAUCUAAACCACGUUAUCGCAGCAAUGUUUGAGAGACUCAUCAUGCACUACUGAGAAGCUACGCCUUCUUGAGCCAGCCACUCAUCUCAAGAUCUGUUUAUAACAUAGGAGAUAGAGGAUGAAGAGAAACAUAUCUGUCAUCCUGCUUUGUUCUGCAAACCUCAUGCAAUGUCCUCAAAAGUGCUGAUUAAGUGAAAAUCUAGGUGGGUGUCACUGGAUGUAUCCUUGCUAAGACUUCUUCCCUCCAUUAAUCACUUCAUGGCUGCAUGUGGUUUGCGUUUGGCAAGAAGUGCACUUGACGGGGCCGAUUAAGGCAGUUUUGACAUGUGCCUCUUUCUGUUACUCCUGAUUAGGCUGAGCCGCCUCGAGCUGGCGAUGAAUUGGCACAUUAGGCGUUGUGACUAUCCUGUUGUCAGUGGAGGCCCAUUAGUCGUGGCACUUGCAGGAAAUUGAAUCAAAGUGCAACCGCCCAGUUGGAUACUCGCGAAAAUUAAACAGGCUGAGAAUUAGCCCCACCGACCAUGCCUCUGAUCUUCACCAGCCUGCCUCACUCCCUAGCUCUCUGGCUUGUAGGUUGGUUGUGCAGUCAGCUGCAAGGAGAUGGGGGAAAGAACACGAUCCUUGCUGGCACAGAGGGCUGAAUUUGAUUUAGGAGUGGCGCACAGGGCUUGUGAAGACCUAGAACCCUUUAACAGGGAGUAUUAGACCUGGAGGAAUAAUGAUCAAUUUGGAAAAGUCUGCACAGUCAUGCUGUCUGGGUUUAUGACCAUAGCUUUUCUCCCCUAAUAUUUAUGUUCUUUUGUUUGUUAUGUCAUAUAAGAAAAUGACUUCACAGUUAUGUCCUGUGUUUUGUUUAUUUAUUUGAAGGUGUUAAGUCGGGCAGGAGAAGAGGGACUUCUCAAAGAAACCCAGUUUAAUGUGACCUUCUUUCAAGGUCAUUUGCCGGAAUGGACCAGACAAAAAUAGUCUCAAAUGCAGACUUUCCUGAUUUCAAAUUGUAUGAAAUAAAACUUCUCUGAAUUCAUAAAAUGUUUCCACAUUCAGCUUAAGAUUAAAGAGUGAAACCUGGAAAUGUUCUGUAUGGAGAAUCCCUUUGGCUCCUGGCCCACCGUUUGUUCAUGGAUGAGAUAACUCGUUUUUAAAGAGGAAUAUGUCCAGAGAUAUCUACCAUAUAUCCGGCUUCUCACCCUGGAUAGUCUUUUUGGUCAUUGAAGUAAGAGAGUUCCCAGUAUAAGCGUUUAUUGACUUGAGAGGGAAGACAAAAGUAAAUAUGCAUGUAAUUAAAAUAAUUUAUGUAACUUUAAAGAAUCAUUGUUGCUUGUUCUAAGAAGAAGAAAACAAAAAUGUGCAAAUUUUUCUUUUAUAUUUCGUUUUUGUACUAUUUACAUAAGAAUACCCAAGUGUAAGAAUUGCAGUGACUGUGUGUACAGUUGUGUGGUUGUGUAUGUGUCCAAUGCAUUUAAUCAAAUAAAUGUGGCUACUACAUUGUGUGUAAUGCCAUAUAAGAAUAA